AUGCCCUACAGAACUCCUUCACCGGAAAUGAUUUCGGGAGCUUCUCCUGCGAGCGGCGCCACAUCUUCGCUGGUAGCAAUCCCUGGAUAUCGCGAAGUCAACCUAGCCACUCAUGGCAUUCACCUCCGCUCCAUGGACGAGACGCUUCCCAGGCAUGUUAAGCGCCUUGUCAGUGACAUGUUUAAGAGACGCCAAUCACUGGAGCCUGACAUGAAGGAUACUGAGGGCCGACGAACGCUGACAGAUCUCACCGAGAGAAACAGCGCCGAGAGCCAAGUGGCCAAAGAACUCAAAAGACUCAUCUUCCAAAAUUCCGAAACCGAAGAGAGAGUCAAAGGUCUUUGUCAAACAGUGGAAGGUUACCUUAUGCGAAAGGAGCACCUGCCAACCUCAUCUCAACCGGACUUCGAUAACAGACUGAGCCAGCCAAAGCCCGAUAUCCUCUACAGCUAUGUCUUCGAAGCCUUCACAUUGAACCAGCAAAAACAAUUGAACAAGAUGGCCCAAUCCGAGUUUACCGCCAACAAUCAAAGAUCCAUAUAUCCUUUCUUCGUUGUCGAAUUCAAAGGCAAUGCUGGCCUUACAACCGGUAGCCUCUGGGUUGGAACAAACCAAUGUCUUGGGGCCACAGCUGCCUGUAUCAAAAUGGUCGAAAAGCUCAACAAAUAUGUCGAGGGGCUCGACACGUCAACUCUUCAACCCGUGGACACUACUGUCUUCAGUAUCGCCAUGAGUGGGAGUGAAGCCCGCCUCUUCGUCUCGUGGAAGGAAGGCGAUGGUCAAUAUAUCACUCAGCAAAUCGAAGGGCUCGCGGUUUGUCGACCUGACCAUUACGUCCGACUCCACAGGUUUGUGCGCAAUGUCAUCGACUGGGGAACAGGCAGCCGCCUGGCGCAGAUCGGGGCUGUUCUCGACUACAUCCAGGAAGAACCUCAGAAAAGAUUGCACGACGCCAUCGCUGAUGCCUCUGACAACGCUAUCAAGCCCGAUCGCAAACGCCGGAAGUGA
Fonsecaea erecta is the source of this 1008-nucleotide messenger RNA. RefSeq lists its product as hypothetical. The transcript has a single exon. The record is from RefSeq and is a predicted model, not a curated record. The coding region runs from base 1 to 1008 and encodes 335 amino acids. Lineage: Eukaryota; Fungi; Ascomycota; Eurotiomycetes; Chaetothyriales; Herpotrichiellaceae.